Molecule: messenger RNA, 1104 nt
Organism: Phyllostomus hastatus (greater spear-nosed bat)
Lineage: Eukaryota; Metazoa; Chordata; Mammalia; Chiroptera; Phyllostomidae
Gene: DEPDC4
Product: DEP domain containing 4
Biological process (GO): intracellular signal transduction
Source: RefSeq, a predicted model, not a curated record
AUGACGCCGGGCGGUAACCCAGGUUAUCAGACGUCGACCUCAGAAGGAACCAAGAGCUCCACAACGGAAACCCGAGCUCCCGGGCCGGACCGGGGGGCUCUCCCAGCAGCAGACGGCCCCGGCCCUAGGUCCCCCUUCACUUCAAGGCCUCUUCUGGGGACUCGGGCCUCUCGGAACCGCUCCCCGGAGCUCGCCGCUCCCCGAGCUCGGCUUCACGCUGGCGCCCACUGCCCUGCCAGACCGGCCCUCAGCCUGAAGGCCCGUCACCUAGCAACAGUCGCCAGCACUCGGGGUCUUGGGAGGCCUAGCCCCGGCGCGGGUCCCUCUCCAUUCCUUCCUCGCUGGCCUUGGCAGCCCUGGCAGGUGCGCGGCCGGAGAGGAGGUCACUCGGUGCCCGGGGGCGGUCACUCACCUCUUCCCCUCUUCGCUCAGGAAGGGCGGCGGGGGCGGGGUUACGGGUCGGGGGAGGAGCCGGGGCGCGAGCUUCAGGCGGUUCUUUCAACCCCGCUGUUCCGUAACCUUGGCAGCCAGAGCCAGCUUCCCGGCCCUGGGCGGAGCAGGUCGAAUUUCAGGAGCCUAAGAGGUGGCUUCUGCCGGAAAAGAGAACGGGUAGUCACACAGAUCCUACUCAAAAAUGAGAGGAGUAGAAACUUAAGAAAGACAAUGGCAGCAGAUAUGCCAUUAAGAACAUACAAAGACUGUUUUACUGGUUCUGAUGCUGUUGGUGUAGUAUUAAGUCAUCUUAUGCAAAAUAUGUGCCUAAGUAGUAAUGCCAUGUUUCAUCUUAAAGGAGUUGAUCUUUGCCAAGUUCUAAUGAACCAUAAAGUAUUUGAAUCAGUAGGAAUGAAGCUAUUCAAAAAUGAGAAGAAAUUGGAAUUUGAAGUUUAAAAAAUACUCCACAGAUUUCUAGGCACCAUAGAAGAUUUUUGGAAACAACAAACAUUGUUGUAUAUUCUUCAAUUGAUUCACCUUCCAUUUGUGGAAAAUAUUUUGUAGCCAACAGUUAAAACACAAAAUCUUCAAUUAAAUGAAGAAGGAUAUCUUGUUACCUCAAACACUUAUCUAGAUGGAGAUGUUAUUCCAAGUUUCUGUGUACCUGGGUGA